This is a messenger RNA of Anisakis simplex (herring worm), 1689 nucleotides long. Lineage: Eukaryota; Metazoa; Nematoda; Chromadorea; Rhabditida; Anisakidae. The record is from the annotation of a GenBank genome assembly.
AUGUUACCAAAUAUAUCACCUGUUGUUCGUAUGUCCGAAACUGAUAGCAAUCGCUCAAAUAAUGGCUCAUUAUUUCCGAGGAUUCCCGAAGGAGAGUCGCUAUUGUUAUUGCCCAUUCGCAAUAUAAUCAACAGUGUUAGUUUUAUCUUUUACAAAUCUGAAGUCAAACAGAUUUCAUUCAGAGAUAGACUAUUCAGAUAUCCAGAAACGUUGCUUGGUAAUCCAGUGAGUCGUGCACCGUUUUGGAAUGAACGAACUGGAGAAUAUUUUUUUGAUCGGCAUCGUGCAAGUUUCGAAUCAAUCCUGUAUAUCUAUCAAAGCAAUGGUGUUGUGAAGAGGCCAGAAACUGUGCCGAUUGAUAUUUUCUUGAAGGAAAUGAAAUUCUUCCAGAUGACUGAUGAACUUGUGGAGGCAUUUUGGAUUAAUGAAGGUUACGAGAAGCCGGAAGAGACAAAAAUGCCGCAGAAUAUCUAUCAAAGACGUUUAUGGGAGCUAAUGGAAUAUCCAGAUUCCUCACUAUCUGCGAGGAUAUUAGCAUUCAUAUCUAUUGUUGUUAUCACUACCUCAAUUGUCUCGUUCUGUUUGGAAACACUUCCAGCACUUAAGCCGGCCGCCGACAUUGAUGGUGUACGUGAUUGGUCGAAUCCAUUUUUAUGGAUCGAACUCAUUUGCAUUAUUUGGUUCACGAUCGAAUUAUUGUUACGAUUCGCGAGUUGUCCAUGUAAGAUAGUAUUUAUGCGUUCAUUUCUGAAUAUAAUUGACUUCGUCGCUAUUGCGCCUUUCUUUGUGAAUUUAUUAUGGUCUGAUGCCAGUAAAUCAAAUUCAUCUAUGUCUUUUGCUGUUCUUCGUGUGCUUCGGUUGGUACGGGUAUUCAGGAUAUUCAAACUGAGUAGGCAUUCUGUUGGAUUACAAAUACUCGGUAAAACGUUUCGUGCAUCAGUGCAAGAAUUCUGUUUGUUGAUCUUCUUUAUGGCUAUCGCACUUGUGCUUUUUUCGAGUGGUGUUUAUUUUGCUGAACAGAGUGAACCAGAUACCAAAUUCACAUCAAUACCAGCCUCAUUUUGGUUUGUCUUGGUUACAAUGACUACGGUUGGCUAUGGCGAUUUGACUCCGACAGGAGUUUAUGGUAAGCUAGUUGGUUCGAUGUGCGCACUCAUCGGGGUUCUAACGCUUGCAUUACCAGUUCCAAUCAUUGUGAGCAUUUCACACUUAUCACUCAAACUGAUUCAUUCAGUUUCUGUUUUCGAAAUUCAAGCAGUAAAUAUGAUGACAACGAAAACGAUAGUACCAUUUGUUGCAAAUUUCAAACAUUUCUAUCGUCAGGAGACUCGAUUAGCAACUAUGCGUAUUAAUGUGGUUGAUAAAAUGGAUGAGCUUGAUGAUGAGGAAUCAGAUGAAGACGACGAAAUAAUCAACGGUGAUCGAGAGGAGAUGUUAGAUAACAACAACUUGCAAGGUGCAACCGUCCAGCAACAACAGCAACAAGAGCGUUGCAACGCCAUAUUUGAGCCAUUAACUCAAGUUCAUGUUCAAACUGCACCAUCGCAAGCUCCUGCUAACGCUAAUAAUAUCAGUCCAUCAGUAGCUACAAAAAGCAGCACCUUAAACGCACCGACUAUCAGUACUAGCAAUGCGAGUUGCUUAACUGCAACCACGAUGAAUACCAUCUCGAUCUCGACACCAGCAUGA